GAAACUGCCGGAAGGAGAAAGCAGAGGGGGUGGGGGGAAGGAAGAGGAGAGAGUUGAAGGAGAAAGAAGAGGUGGAAGGGGAGAGAGAGAGCAGGAAAGAAAGAGAACGGAGGGUUGGGAGGUACUUGAAGGAGGUGAGAAAGAGGGAGAUAGAAGGUGAAGAGAAGGCCUCAGGAGAGAGAACCAAGAGUGGGAAAUGUGGAGGGGAAACAGCCCAGGGGGUAACCCGGGAGCAGCCACAGACGGAACCGGUGGCGAACUGGGAGGACAGGGGAACUGGGGUCUGGAAGAUGCCCCAGGCCUCCUGGUCAGGGCCUCCCUGCCCAUCAUGCCUGCGUGGCCAUCGCCCUUGGCCUCCUCAGCCCUCACCCUGCUCCUUGGAGCCCUCACUUCCCUUUUCCUCUGGUACUGUUACCGCCUCGGCUCCCAAGACAUGCAGGCUCUCGGGGCUGGGAGUCGGGCUGGGAGCGUCAGUGGGGGGCCUAGGGGAUGCUCUGAGACUGGCAGGCCAAGCCCAGGGGGCUCUGGGGAGCCUGGGGAAGGACCCAGGGCAGAAGGCCUAGUGAGCCGUCGCCUCCGGGCCUACGCCAGGCGCUACUCCUGGGCGGGCAUGGGUAGGGUGAGGCGGGCAGCUCAAGGUGGCCCAGGCCCUGGGGGAGGGCCGGGGGUCCUGGGCAUUCAGCGCCCAGGCCUGCUUUUUUUGCCAGACCUGCCCUCAGCCCCCUUUGUGCCACGGGAUGCCCAGCGGCAUGACGUGGAGCUCCUGGAGAGCAGCUUCCCUGCCAUUUUGCGGGACUUCGGGGCUGUGAGCUGGGACUUCUCAGGGACUACUCCUCUGCCUCGGGGCUGGUCCCCGCCCCUGGCCCCUGGGUGCUACCAGCUCCUGCUGUACCAAGCAGGCCGGUGCCAACCCAGCAACUGCCGCCGGUGUCCGGGGGCCUAUCGGGCACUGAGGGGGCUGCGGAGCUUUAUGAGUGCCAACACCUUCGGCAAUGCUGGCUUUUCUGUCCUCCUGCCUGGGGCUCGGCUUGAGGGUCGCUGUGGGCCCACCAAUGCCCGGGUCAGAUGCCAUCUGGGCCUGAAGAUUCCUCCCGGCUGUGAGCUGGUGGUCGGGGGCGAGCCCCAGUGCUGGGCUGAGGGACACUGUCUACUGGUGGACGACUCCUUCCUGCAUACAGUGGCUCAUAAUGGCUCCCCUGAAGACGGGCCUCGGGUGGUCUUCAUCGUGGACCUUUGGCACCCCAACGUGGCCGGGGCCGAGCGCCAGGCCCUUGACUUUGUCUUCGCGCCAGACCCUUGAAGGAAGGGGCUCCCUUCAGACACCUGGGCUGGAGAGGUGCUGCACUACUCAGGGAUGGCUUGAGUGGUAGCCAGGACCUCCUCUCCGCUGCAGGGGGUGGGGUGGGGCUGCGGGUGGGAACUGGCCAGCCUACACUGAAAUACAGAUUUUAAGUCCUCUCCUAA
Odobenus rosmarus divergens (Pacific walrus) is the source of this 1464-nucleotide messenger RNA. RefSeq names its product aspartate beta-hydroxylase domain containing 1 (gene ASPHD1). Lineage: Eukaryota; Metazoa; Chordata; Mammalia; Carnivora; Odobenidae. The transcript has 3 exons. The coding region runs from base 197 to 1300 and encodes 367 amino acids. The record is from RefSeq and is a predicted model, not a curated record.